AUGACAGUAGCUCUAUGGCAAAAUGGGUUGACCCCCGAAGUCCGUAAACUUAAGCGGGGAUACACUCCCGUGAAGUCACUCAAGGAGGCCAUUGAUCGAUCGCGUCGUCUUGAGGAGUCGGAACCCGUCACAACUGACUGUUUCGGCAACUCACUCCGUAUCGUCUACCACCACUCGUCCCGCGGCUGUGCAUCCUAAGCAGACGAUGACUUUCAGGAAGUCACCCACCCCACGUCCGCCGACAAAACAACGUGGAACGCCCGCAGCUCGUGGCCGAGGUUCGGGUAGAGGUGGUGGUCAGCGUCGUCCGUCGUUCGAUCCGUGCGCCCACCCCUCCUGUCGGUCGCACAAGACUUACCCGAUCGAGCGCUGCUGGGUGCGGAUCGCGGAGAAAGUAGAUCGUCAGGGUCGUUCCGCGUCGAAGCGGUCCCGUAAACAUCGUCGGCGAAAGCAGAAGGACGAUUCGUCGGACUCCGAAUAGGGGUGCCCAGGUGUUGUGCCCGCAAUACUUGGGAACAAAUCUGCUGUUGCCGUAGAAAUUAGCAGUAAGGGCGUGAAAGAUCUUGGCCGUUUUUCGUCACUUGCGCGUUCGUCUAUGUCAUCUAGUGCUCCGAGUGAUAGAUCGUGUUCGAAGGGUACAAAGCAACAUGUCAAUAAGGCACAUGCGUCCCCUGUCGUAGAACAACCACAUUGAAGCGUUCACUUAACGCAGCCGAUUUAGAAGUGGUUGAUAGAGAGUCCCCUAUGGCAUCGCGUGACCGUAAGAGGGCCAAGAAAACAAGGGCUGACAGGAUUGUUGCCGUACCGCAAAAUUCAUCGCAGCGCAAGAAGAGGAAGAGGAAGUCGGAUGGAAUUAAACAACGUGUUUCGUGAAACAGCUCAGCGCUGGCGCGAAAAAAAACGUCUGUCUCUGU
Ectocarpus sp. CCAP 1310/34 is the source of this 914-nucleotide messenger RNA. The record is from the annotation of a GenBank genome assembly. NCBI's taxonomy places the organism in Eukaryota, Phaeophyceae, Ectocarpales, Ectocarpaceae.